GUAAGUAUGGCCACGGUGCUUAACAUGCUGAACUGACUGAGUCAUGAUGUCGCGAUACCGACAAAGCAAUUUGCCAACACCUAGAGUUAAUGCUUUCAAAUAUCUGGAGAAAUUGUUUCUCCAUGAUACAUAGAUAUUCUAUGCGUAAAGCAAGGGAUAAUGCGAUGUCAAAGUGUCCCGUCCCCGGGUCUGUACCAGCGGUAUCUAACCGCAACAAUAGAUUUUUGCUUAUUACUCUUUCUGUAUUCACAACUGUGAAUUACCUUCACUGUUUUUUUCAUUUGGUAUUGUGCAAACUCUUGCUCAUUCAUUCCUUGGACUACACAAAUCAUUGACAACUAAAAGCGGUAUAUAAGGGAAAUCUUAAAGUUAAAUGGACGAUAUUCAAAUGGAUGACGAAGAACGUUGGCGUGACCUUGACCUUCUCCUUACACGACCGGGCCGACUUGUUGGUCCUGGUUUCGAACCAUGCCCCGAGCUUAGAGCAUUCCUGCAAAGCCCGGACUGUAGAAUCUUGUGUGUUGGUGCUGGAGGCCUGGGCUGCGAGAUCUUGAAGGACCUGGCUCUGUCAGGCGUCGUGCACAUAGAUGUCAUCGACAUGGACACUAUUGAUGUUUCUAAUCUCAAUCGACAGUUCCUGUUUAGGAUGAAGGACGUGGGUCAGCCCAAAGCCACAAUAGCUGCGGAGCGCAUCAACGCCAGAGUGCCGGGUGUCCGGGUGACGCCCCACUUCGGUCGCAUUGAGGAUCAGCCUGCGGACUGGUACCGCUCUUUCGCCAUCAUCAUCCUAGGGCUGGACUCCUUAGAGGCGAGGCGGUACAUGAACUCAGUCGUCUGUGGAUUCCUAGAGUACGACGACACCGGGCAGCCCGACCUGUCCACGGUGAAGCCCAUGGUGGACGGCGGCACGGAGGGCUUCAAGGGCCAUGCACGUGUCAUCCUGCCCGGCCACACGCCCUGCUUCGAGUGCACGUUGUGGCUGUUUCCGCCGCAAACCAAGUUCCCUUUGUGCACCCUGGCGGAGACACCGAGGUCUGCAGCUCACUGCAUUGAGUACGCGCACCUGAUUCUGUGGGGCCAGGUUCGCCCGGGGGAGGAGUUCGACACGGACAGCGAGGAGCAUAUGAAGUGGGUGUACGAGCGUGCGGCUGAGCGGGCGAAGCAGUACGGCAUUCACGGAGUUACCUACCAACUGACGCAAGGGGUGGUGAAGAACAUCAUCCCCGCCAUCGCCUCCACGAACGCCAUCAUCUCGGCCCAGUGUGUGCUUGAGGCGCUCAAGACGCUUACCUGCUUCUCCACAGGCCUGGACAACUACAUGAUGUACGUUGGUAGUACGGGGUUGUACACUCACACGGCAAAGUACGAGAAGGACCCCAACUGCCCCAUCUGCAGCGCUGGGGUGCCCGUUGAAGUUGAUCCGGACUGCACGCUGCAGCAGUUUAUCGACCACUUGCGCUCGGAUCCCUCACUAGGCAAGCACCUUUCCGCACCCUCAGUCAGCUUCGGCGCCACCAACCUCUUCGCACACGGCGUCUUCGAGGCCGAGACGGCGCCUAACCUGUCGCGCCGAAUGGCUGACCUGGUGCCAGACGACGGAACCAUCCUAACGGUCAACGAUAAACGGUUGCGCGGCCCCAUGCGCGUGCGGGUGCGGUACAGCUCCAGCAUGAAGGCAUAGGGCCCCUCAGCUUUCCAUCCAUCACUUGACCACUAAAACGUUUCCGUUGUUGGGGAUAAAGCCGUAAGCCCUCGGACAUGAAGUGAAGGCGCGCGCACACGUGCUAAUGACAGUGCUAGUUGGAUUGCUAGGGGGUUUAUUUAGAGGGCAGCAGGGGGCCACGCCAGUCGGAGGGAGAGCAGCUUUGCUAAUUAGUAAUGCAGCUAGCAGGAAGGCGCAGCAGGAUGGCGGUUGUGUUAGGUCAUAUGCACCCACGUCAGGACGCGAGGAUGGACACCACCAUCUUGGGGAGCUGCUCUCUUGGGAGAGGAAUGGGGGGCAGCGGCUUUGGGCGUGUAGGAGGAUGGGUGUGCCACUGGCGGGUCGGCGAGGGCUAUGUAGUGCUCCAACUGCGGGGUUCCCUCCAUGCCAUGCACGUACACACAUGCACGUAGCAGAGCCCACACUCGGAUCAGCAGGCCCUCCAGGACGCAUGGGCCACCUGCAGCCUCCACUGACACCCUCCGCACGCCAUGCUUCCAGCUAGUGUAGGCUAUCAUACGCAUGCAGGUGUGUGGCUUUGUGUGACGUGAACGUGUACAGAGUUUUGGCAGAUCAUUAAACAACGUUGAAAGCAAAUAUAUCGGCGAUAAAAAUGAAGGGCACCAGGUACCAGUCAUCAGGCAUUUUGCAAUACAGUAAAUUGUU
Messenger RNA from Volvox carteri f. nagariensis, 2368 nucleotides. RefSeq lists its product as uncharacterized. Gene Ontology annotation, cellular component: nucleus; cytoplasm. Bases 374 to 1681 code for a protein of 435 amino acids. The transcript is spliced from 9 exons. Gene Ontology annotation, molecular function: NEDD8 activating enzyme activity. Lineage: Eukaryota; Viridiplantae; Chlorophyta; Chlorophyceae; Chlamydomonadales; Volvocaceae. Gene Ontology annotation, biological process: protein neddylation. The record is from RefSeq and is a predicted model, not a curated record.